AUGGUUUAUCCGAAGAUGAGAUUGAUCUGUAUUUGCCUUCUGGUGCUGGGGGUCCUUUGUUUGUAUUUUAGCAUGAACAAUUUGAGUCCUUUCAAAGAACAGUCCUUUGUUUACAAGAAGGAGUACGGGAACUUCCUUCAGCUCCCAGACAUAGACUGCAGGCAGAAUCCCCCCUUCCUGGUCCUGCUGGUGACGUCUUCCCAUAAGCAGCUGGCUGCUCGCAUGGCCAUCCGGCAGACGUGGGGCAAAGAAAGGAUCGUGAAGGGCAAACGGCUGAAAACAUUCUUCCUCCUGGGGACCACGAGCAGUCAGGACGAAAUGAGGGCGGUGGCCCAGGAAGGCCAGCUGCAUGGAGAUAUCAUCCAGAAGGACUUCGUGGAUGUCUACUACAAUUUGACUCUGAAGACCAUGAUGGGCAUAGAAUGGGUCCAUCAUUUUUGUCCUCAGGCAGCGUUUGUGAUGAAAACAGACUCAGACAUGUUCGUCAAUGUCUACUAUCUGACCGAACUACUUUUGAAGAAAAACAGAACCACUAGGUUUUUCACCGGCUACUUAAAACUGAACGAAUUUCCCAUUAGGAAAAAGUUCAGCAAGUGGUUUGUCAGUAAGUUUGAAUACCCGUGGGACAGGUACCCGCCCUUCUGCUCAGGCACCGGCUACGUCUUUUCCAGCGAUGUGGCGAGCCAGGUGUACAAUGUCUCCGAGAGCGUCCCAUACAUCAAACUGGAGGAUGUGUUCGUGGGGCUGUGCCUGGAGAAGCUGAAGAUCAGGCUGGAGGCACUGCAUUCAAAACAGACCUUCUUCCCUGAGGGCUUGCGCUUCUCUAUCUGCCGCUUCAGGAAAAUCGUGGCUUGCCAUUUUAUCAAGUCCCAAGAGCUCCUGCUCUACUGGCAGGCUCUGGAGAAUUCCCGGGAGGAGGAUUGUCCGCCGGUCUGA
This is a messenger RNA of Carlito syrichta (Philippine tarsier), 936 nucleotides long. It is a transcript of the gene B3GALT5, whose product is annotated as beta-1,3-galactosyltransferase 5. NCBI's taxonomy places the organism in Eukaryota, Metazoa, Chordata, Mammalia, Primates, Tarsiidae. Gene Ontology annotation, molecular function: N-acetyl-beta-D-glucosaminide beta-(1,3)-galactosyltransferase activity. The record is from RefSeq and is a predicted model, not a curated record. The transcript has a single exon. Bases 1 to 936 code for a protein of 311 amino acids. Gene Ontology annotation, cellular component: membrane.